GGGAAGGCGCGUUUCUCUCUAUUGUCGCUGCUUUUCCCUCGCCUCUGGGAAUCGGUCUGUGUUUCGGUAGCCAUCCAGGGCGGGGUAGUGCGCCCCAAAUUAGCGAGGCUCUGCCAAAUACCAGAGGCUCCUCUUUGGAAGAGGAAGGCUCCUCCUUUGGACGUGAGGCGCCCCGACCGGAGCGCGCUCUUGCAGAAACGGAAACCACUAGCCGCGCCGAAGUGAGUCAAGUGAUGAAAUCAAGCCGACUUGGGGAGGAAGCGCCGACAGCUCGCGCAGCCCGCGGGUGACAGAGCUGCGGAACCUGCUCGAGGGAGCCGUGCCAGGCCCCCGUGGCCGCCCGGUCAUGAGGUGGCCCCCGGAGGCACCGGCCCCCCCAGCCUCCGGGCAGCGAACACCUUCGUGUGGGCGAACCCAGGAGGAAGGCACGAAGCGCGGAGGACCCAUCUAGACCUCCCGCCCGCGUCCCCGAGGACGCAGACGGUGCCCUGGUUCCGAGGUGACCCCGGCCACCAGGUAUUACCAUUUAAUGAAACCUGCUUGCCAGCAAAUCCAUGAUAAAAAAUAUAAUUAAAAGCGGAAACUAUAACUGUUAUUUGUCAAGUGACAAGCUUUUAAUGUCAGAAUGACUCAACUAAAGCGACUAGUGAAAUUACAUCUUAAAAGACAUUUUCAUAAAAAGUUCUGGAAGUUUGGUGCAGUAAUUUUUUUCUUUAUAAUAUUUUUGAUUUUAAUGCAAAGAGAAGUAAGUGUUCAACAAUCCAAAGAGGAAUCAAGGAUGGAAAGGAACAUGAAAAAGAAACCCAAGAUGCUUGAUUUAAUGCUAGAAGCUGUACACAAUAUUAAAGACGCAAUGCCAAAAAUGCAAAUAGGAGCACCUGUUAGGCAAAGCAUUGAUGCUGGUGAGAGACCUUGUUUGCAAGGAUAUUACACAGCAGCAGAACUGAAGCCGGUUCUUGACCGCCCACCUCAGGAUUCUAAUGCACCUGGUGCUUCUGGUAGAGCAUUCAAAAUAAUCAGCCUAAGUGUUGAAGAGCAGAAGGAGAAAGAACGGGGAGAAGCACAACACUGUUUUAAUGCUUUUGCAAGUGACAGGAUUUCUUUACACCGAGACCUUGGACCAGACACUCGACCUCCUGAAUGUAUUGAACAAAAAUUUAAGCGCUGUCCUCCCCUGCCUACCACCAGUGUCAUAAUAGUUUUUCAUAAUGAAGCAUGGUCCACGCUGCUUAGAACUGUCCACAGUGUGCUCUAUUCUACGCCUGCCAUACUGCUGAAGGAAAUCAUUUUGGUGGAUGAUGCUAGUGUAGCUGAGUACUUACAUGAUAAACUAGAGGAAUAUAUAAAACAAUUUCCUAUAGUAAAAAUAGUCAGACAAAGAGAGAGAAAAGGUCUGAUCACUGCACGGUUGCUAGGAGCAACAGUAGCAACAGCUGAAACGCUCACAUUUUUAGAUGCUCACUGUGAGUGCUUUUAUGGUUGGUUAGAACCUUUGUUGGCCAGGAUAGCUGAGAACUACACUGCGGUUGUGAGUCCAGAUAUUGCAUCCAUAGAUAUGAAUACAUUUGAAUUCAACAAACCUUCUCCUUAUGGAAGUAACCAUAACCGUGGAAAUUUUGACUGGAGCCUUUCAUUUGGCUGGGAAGCACUUCCUGAUCAUGAGAGGCAAAGAAGGAAAGAUGAAACCUACCCAAUUAAAACACCCACUUUUGCAGGAGGCCUUUUUUCCAUAUCAAAAGAAUACUUUGAAUAUAUUGGGACUUAUGAUGAAGAAAUGGAAAUCUGGGGAGGUGAAAAUAUAGAAAUGUCUUUCAGAGUAUGGCAAUGUGGUGGGCAGUUGGAGAUUAUGCCUUGCUCUGUUGUUGGACAUGUUUUUCGCAGCAAAAGCCCUCAUACCUUUCCAAAAGGCACUCAGGUGAUUGCUCGCAACCAAGUUCGCCUUGCAGAAGUCUGGAUGGAUGAAUACAAGGAAAUAUUUUAUAGGAGAAACACAGAUGCAGCAAAAAUUGUUAAACAAAAAUCAUUUGGUGAUCUUUCAAAAAGAUUCGAAAUAAAGCACCGCCUUCAAUGUAAAAAUUUUACAUGGUACCUGAACAAUAUUUAUCCAGAAGUCUAUGUGCCAGACCUUAAUCCUGUUAUAUCUGGAUAUAUUAAAAGCGUCGGUCAGCCUUUAUGUUUGGAUGUUGGAGAAAAUAAUCAAGGCAGCAAGCCAUUAAUUCUAUAUACGUGUCAUGGACUUGGGGGAAACCAGUACUUUGAAUACUCUGCUCAACAUGAAAUUCGGCAUAACAUCCAGAAGGAGCUAUGUCUCCACGCUGCUCCAGGUCCUGUUCAGCUGAAGACAUGUACCUACAAAGGGCACAAAACAGUUGCCACUGGAGAACAGAUAUGGGAGAUCCAAAAGGAUCUACUUCUAUAUAAUCCAUUCUUAAAGAUGUGCCUUUCAGCAAAUGGAGAGCAUCCGAGCUUAGUGUCUUGCAAUCCAUCAGAUCCACUCCAAAAAUGGAUUUUUAGCCAAAAUGAUUAAGUGUUCCUUAAAAUUAAGGAGUUGAAAAGGAGAUAUUUUUUCUCAUAAAACUGUGACUAGGCAUACACUGUAGUUUUUGAAAAUUAUGCAAAAGCAGCUAAUUGUAACUUAUUCCAAGUGCAUUUUUCUUAUUUAUAUCUUACAAUGUCUCUGUAGCAUUGCUACGGAAAUCCCUUGUUUCCAUUUCAAAGCACAAUAAUUAAUAAUACCAAAGACUCUUUUGACAUGUCCGUAUGUAGGGGGAGAUAUGUUUACAGUAUGAUGAAAAUAAUUUUCCAAGUAAAGUGAUGUUUGUGUGAUUUGUACACUCAAGGAUAUGCACAACUACAUUCACACACUCACAACUUAAAAUAUUUCUUCUAGUUUUGGGGAGAAAGGGAGAAAAAUUUGAUACUGUAUUUUUUUAACUACAUACAAAUGGAUCAAUGAAGGUCAAACAUUGGCCUUUAUACACAAACCAGGAAAUUUUUAUAGAUCUAGAAUUUAUUACAUGAAAAUGCCGGUAAAUGUUUUUGUUGUUUUUUUUCCUUUUGUUUACUGAUCUGUCAAAUGUUUCCUUAAACAUGGAAUUAAAU
Messenger RNA from Myotis daubentonii (Daubenton's bat), 3102 nucleotides. It is a transcript of the gene GALNT3, whose product is annotated as polypeptide N-acetylgalactosaminyltransferase 3. Gene Ontology annotation, cellular component: Golgi apparatus. The record is from RefSeq and is a predicted model, not a curated record. Gene Ontology annotation, biological process: protein O-linked glycosylation. Gene Ontology annotation, molecular function: polypeptide N-acetylgalactosaminyltransferase activity. NCBI's taxonomy places the organism in Eukaryota, Metazoa, Chordata, Mammalia, Chiroptera, Vespertilionidae.